This is a messenger RNA of Owenia fusiformis, 1047 nucleotides long. The record is from the annotation of a GenBank genome assembly. NCBI's taxonomy places the organism in Eukaryota, Metazoa, Annelida, Polychaeta, Sabellida, Oweniidae.
AUUUCUCAAUCUUUUUUAAAUUGAUAAGAAAUACACUUAGUACCUUGACAUAUGUCAUUAUUAAUCAUAAAUAUAUCUCGAGAAACCACAGCAGCUUGUAGGCUAUUUUCACUUGCAUACGCACCAAGUGAAGAUGUUGUGGAUUCUUCUUGUUGCUGGCAUAGCAUAUGGCCAGGAUUGUGGAGCCAAGCCUCCCCAAAGACCAUGGGCCCCUGCGAUCACGAAUGGUCGAGACUCAGAUCCAAAUGCUUGGCCUUGGCAACUCAGUCUAAGAUAUAAUGCCGAUGGAGUGGAACCAUUUGGUCACACUUGCGGAGCCUCACUCCUUAGCCCUAAUCUGGCCUUGACUGCUGCUCAUUGCGUUGACCCAGAAAUUGGAGGCCCAGAACGUGACAUCCCAGCCAAUUUUAGACUUAUCGCCGGGGCCCAUGCAAUGGAACUGACUGGAAGUGAACAGGUCCUUAGCGUCUCCGAAAUCAUUAGACAUUCCCGUUAUGUUGCUGACUCCACCAUCGGAUUCCCCAACGAUAUCGCUCUUUUGAGGCUCGCUGCCCCCGCUAAUCUGGAUGACCCCAAUGUGGCGGUUGUCUGCAUUCCCGAAAACUCCACCCAUCUCUUCGAUGGAAGACCCAAUUGCUGGAUGACUGGAUGGGGACUCGUUGACUUCUGGGAUGGCCGUCUCCCCACAGUGCUUCAAGAGGGAGAGCAGGAAUUGCUGACCAACGAAGAGUGCCAGGCAGAGUUCCCAUUCCCUAACCUUAGAGAGACACAUCAGUGUGUUGGCCGUGGUGCAGAUGGCACUCCAGGAGCCUGCCAGGGCGACAGCGGUGGACCAUUGACUUGCUUAGAGGACAAUGGAAAAUGGUAUCAGGUUGGAGUGACAUCUUUCGGUAUCCUUGGAUGUGAAGGGGCGCCAUCUAUGUACACCCGUGUCGCCGCCUAUCGGGAAUGGAUCAUUGACAGAAUCAACGCCCCAUAGAAUAAUUUCACAAUGAAAUGUAACAAUACCAAUCCGAAAUAAAUGAUAAAUCACUAACUAGGUCAAAC